This is a messenger RNA of Aspergillus brunneoviolaceus CBS 621.78, 950 nucleotides long. RefSeq lists its product as uncharacterized. The coding region runs from base 231 to 650 and encodes 139 amino acids. NCBI's taxonomy places the organism in Eukaryota, Fungi, Ascomycota, Eurotiomycetes, Eurotiales, Aspergillaceae. The record is from RefSeq and is a predicted model, not a curated record. The transcript has a single exon.
CCACGACCUGUGCGUCCGCCGCGUGCGGCUGGCCGACAUCAACCCCUCGCUGCUGGAGAAGAAGGGCAAAUUGACCGAGGCGUUCUGCGCGGGCGUGUGGAGUGGCUGGGGUGAGUUUUCCUUCCCUGCGCCAGCUGGCUUGCUACGUGCCUAGCUAGCGCAUCACCCCCCUUCCCUCCCCCUUUUCCCAAUCCCCGAUCCUUCCGCCUACAAUACUAAACCCUCUGGUCAUGCUAGGAUACGCCUACCAACGCCGCUACCUCUCCAAGAAAUACGAAUCCCCGGCCACGGCCACGGACCUCUGGACCCGGGAGCAGCUGCGCUCCGCCACCUACGAGGUCGGCACGCGCAUCACCGACCACUUCGAGGUCGUCGAGAAGACCCCCGAGCGGAUCGUCGUGCGGUGCGGCGACUCGCCCCGCAAGACCGGGGUGCGCGACUCCGACGGCCUGUUUGAGAUCUCGGCGGUCGUGAAGCCCGAGGAGGGCGUUGCCGAGUUCGGGCUGAAGAGUGUUUUCUUCAAGGGGACGAAGAACGACACGGGUGCGGACGGGACUGGGGCGCCGCCCAUGCCGGCGCAUGUGUUUUGGUUGCAUAAGCAGUAUACGAAGUUGUGGAUGGAGACGGGGGUGCGGAAUGUUUUAAGGUGAUUCUGUGGAUUGGUUGAGGGGGGUGACGGGGUUGACGGGUUGGAAUUGGGGUGGGAGCUGGGGGCUUUGAGGCACGGGGCUGGUAUAUAUACCUCGGUUUGUUGGGGUGAAGUGAGGGUUGGUUGAUGUAGAUGUAGAUGUAGGAUUUAUGGUCGGUCUAUUUGGUGUCAGUGAAGUUUAGAUUAUGCUCCUCAACCAUUGGGUCAAUCUGUGGCCUGUUUAUUCUUGAAUCGGGUGGCAAUGUGUCUUAGAACUGGUGAGCCUGUCAGCUAGUAGUAACUCAUUGUCCAGGGGCAAAGG